Messenger RNA from Perkinsus marinus ATCC 50983, 1696 nucleotides. RefSeq lists its product as hypothetical. Bases 701 to 1696 code for a protein of 331 amino acids. Lineage: Eukaryota; Perkinsozoa; Perkinsida; Perkinsidae. Gene Ontology annotation, molecular function: poly-ADP-D-ribose binding; histone binding. Gene Ontology annotation, cellular component: nucleus. Gene Ontology annotation, biological process: regulation of protein ADP-ribosylation; DNA damage response. The transcript has 7 exons. The record is from RefSeq and is a predicted model, not a curated record.
GGGAUUGGUCUCGCUGGUUUUAUCGAUACACCCCUAGCCGUGGUAUUCGGUACAUCAGGUCUUGAGACUACCCGACCGCAGGUCAGAGCUACCAGUAUAGUACCAGCCGUAACAUAUUACACCUACUAUUGAUCAUCUGGAGUCAAUCGGGAUUCUACUGGCCUACUUCAGGUGGUACUAGAUGCGAAGGCUCGCUUGAGUGCAUCAAACGUCUCAUGUGGAGGUGAUGGAGCUGAUCGAUAAUUUCAAGGAUGAGGGAUAAUUUCGAACGUUGGAAGAAUCAGUCCGCAAUAGAAAAGUGGAACCGUAAUCGCUGUUGCUAGUUUUCCGCAUUCUGCUGAGGACCGCCGGAAAAUGGUUGUCCCCUUUUGCUUUUCCUCAGUUUGGAAGAACGUAGGUCUAAAUUCAUCUCGUACGCGUAAUCAGCGGUGGGCGUGAUCAGCUCGGUGGUGUAGCGAAAGGCUGAGGACCUUGAUCAGUGCAGUUGGGUGAUGAAUUGGCAAGAUUAAUAAUUUCUUCAAUGAGACUCUACUUGACCUGCUAUUCAAAGUUUCAUAUAGCGGUUCAAUUCAGUGGUGCAUGAAGCGACUGAUGCAAGUUUCGUAACUGAUAAUGACACUCGUACUUCGUUGGUAGUUUAUGUGAUGCCAAAUUUUGAAUUGCUAGGCUGUUCACUUCGUUGAAGCCAAGCUGUAUUCAAAUGGCGGCCACCAAGCGGCAUCGCAGCGAGAUCAGUUCUGCAGGCGAGGAAGCGCAGGGAAAAUCGAACCCUAAGGCUCCCAAGAAGGAGGGGAGGAAAUACGAGAGCACCAUCAGUAGAAUUCGCAACAAAUUCCACAUCGAGGUGCCCGACUCCUUCUUUACACUUUGGGAGGUCUGUAACAAGCUCAACUCGAGCGACCCUUGCGCUGCACUCGAGAGUAUUGGUCUGAAGCUAGUGGGCCCUUUCCAGGAGGUUGCGACUGUGACUGAUAUGUCACAGAGUGCCUGGCGGUAUUUCUACGACCCGCCAGAGGUCAUCACGAUCAUGAUAGACCUGCAGGAUCUAGGCCACCAUUGGGCAUACUACAUCGACAAGCCUGGCGACUCCCCAAUCAGCGUGUUGGUUGCCUCGCGUGCCAAUGACUGCAAGUUCCGGGCUGCAUCAGAUUCUGUGUUAUCCCUUGUCUAUGAUAUGGCAAGAGAUCAUGAGAAGGGCGAUGGAAUUGUGGCUGCUAUCGAAUCAUUAUGUCACGACAAGGCCGAGUUGAAGGUGUCGACCACUGCAUGGAAGAGCCGAAUGAGGCGGGCACAAGGGACGACCUUCAAUGGUUUGGGUGUAUUGGUCCCCUAUGAUAAACACACUGAGGUCGGCUAUCGGGAGCUUCCAGUCAGUUCUAAAGCUCUCAAAGGAAUCCUGGACAAGAUUCGUGAUGCACCACCAGGCGAACGAGACACCUCGAAAUUGGACGAGAUAUUCACAUGGACUAAUAUAGGCAAUGACGAGGGAGAUUUUGGUAUGGGUCUCGAGCUCGGGCAGGACCUAUUUUGCGCAGACAAGCCUGGCGUAGGUCCGGUCUUCACUAAGCCACUCACUAUAAUUCUCCGCAAUGCAUAUAAGCUGCUCGGAAGGCAAGCUUUUAUACCUGUUAUUGAAGCACAUACUCAGGUGAGGGGGCAGCACGAUGAAACGCCAUACAUGUUGAUGCUCUAUUGA